Messenger RNA from Daldinia decipiens, 1663 nucleotides. Its product is annotated as Lactonase, 7-bladed beta-propeller-domain-containing protein. The transcript has 5 exons. Gene Ontology annotation, molecular function: protein binding; 6-phosphogluconolactonase activity. The coding region runs from base 433 to 1560 and encodes 375 amino acids. The record is from RefSeq and is a predicted model, not a curated record. Lineage: Eukaryota; Fungi; Ascomycota; Sordariomycetes; Xylariales; Hypoxylaceae.
UCUUCUCUUCCUGGUGUCUAAACAAUUUAUGUUGGGAGCAAAUACUUCGAAGAAAUGACAAUUCCAAGUAAGCAACUGGUGGCUUCGUAGGUACCUCAAGUAAGAUGUCCAGCACUUAGUAAGUGUAUAUACAAAUGCAGGUAGGAGGUAUGCACAUAACCUUCCAUCUAUGUAUCUUGGCGAGUUGAAGCACUUGCGGCUAAAGUAACUUCCUCAGGUACCUGGUACCUCAAGUAGUUGCUACGACAAAUUCUAAAGCCCCUUCCUUCAAAGUUCUUUCCCUCUCCUUAUUUAGAGUUGAGUACUGUAUUGGCAAUCACCAACUCGCUAGCUACCUACAUGUAGGUAGGUAGGUGAAUAUGCAGACAUCUUCACCUUACAUACUGAAUAGUGCCGAUAAACACAACAUCUGCGCAACUAAGACGUGUCAAGAUGCGUUUCCUACAAGCACUUUUCACUGCUAUCGGCCUUAUAGCCUUGGCUAAAACUGCGAAGCAUCACCUUAUCGUCGGAACCUUCAGCACCAACUUCCUUUACACUGUCGAGUAUGACGACGCGGCUGAGACCCUGAAACUUGUCAAGAAUACUACCGCCAACGCAGGUAGCGCCUGGAUCACUCUAAGCCAUGACAAGAAGAACUUGUACGGAACCGACUGGAACGCAGACAAAGCUUCUUUCGUCAGCUACAGCUUGAGAGAUGCAAAGUCUAUUAAGUACGAGACUAGAGUGUUCGGAGACCCCGAAUGCCGAGGCAAGAAAAGCAUCUUCGUCGCUGCUUAUCCCAAAGCACCCUACAGUGUGUAUGGUAAUUAUUUCUACGGUGAUGCGAAGUGCGGUAUGGUCAUGUCGGUACAUGAAAAUGGAACUCUUCACGCCGCACUACAACAGUACGAGUACGCAGACGAUUCUGCUGUAACUGGAACUUCAUUCAGUGCUGAUUCGAAGUACCUCUACUCGGCUGAUGACGGUGGUAACUCCAUCUGGGUCCAUACCGUUGCAGAAGAGGACGGCAGCCUUAACUUCCUCUGGCGAGUUGACAUGCCUGUGAAAGGUGCAGACCCUCGUCAUGUGUUCGCCCACCCGAAAGGGCAAUACGUCUACACCGUCUGGGAGGGAACGAGCGAAGUCGCGCAGCUCAUGACCAGCGACCUCGGCAAACUAUAUGUCCUGCAGCAAACGUAUCCCCUUAUCAAGGACGGUGACAAGGCGUCAGAUUUCUGGGCUCACGAGGUUGCCCUUUCCGCCAAUAACAAGUACCUCUGGGCAAGCAAUGGUGCGUCCAAUCUGAACCAUAAGGGAUACAUUUCAGCUAUCAGUGUCGACAACGAAGGUCUCCUCGGCGACCAGCUCUUCCUCAUCCAUACUACCUCAAGCGGUGGAUCUGCCAAUGCCAUUGCCCCAAGCCCGUUCGACGACGGAAUUGUUGUCACAACUGAUAACUCGACAGGCUUUGUCGAGAUAUGGAAGAUGAAUGAUGACAAAUCUGGGGCAAAUGUGGUAGCUCAUCUAGAUAUUGACGGCGGCGGUGGAUGCUGUGCCAACGCUGUUUGGUACUCGUAGUUUUAUUACGAUGUCUAUGCAGCAUCUCGUUGAUAGAUGUAUCUGAGCAAUACAAAAUGAUUUGCCAUGGAUGUACAUCAUCCUAGGUUAGGUUACUUCUGUG